GAAGGUCUGCGAGGAAGAACGGAGGCCAAGGCUUUCUGCACAUGCCCAGAGGCAUUGCAAAAGCGAGGAAAAAGGGAAGGAGGGAGAAGCACCGGCGCCCAGCAGAGUUGCAGAACUGACGAAUUGCAGCAACCCUGCCAGGAAGGGCAGGAGAGGCACUGUGCAUUCUGCGCAGGCGCGGACCCGGCCGAGGCCGAAGUAGAACAUCCUAGAGUUGGAGGCAUAAGGAGGCACGCUUACGCAAACGUCACUUCCGAUGUCGUUUGACGGUCGCCAUUUGCGGAGCAAGGGGGCAUGUCAACGCCACUCUUCUUCCUUCUCUCCGGCCAGGGGGUCACGCGCGUUUUAUUUCCCACCGCCACCCACUCCGGUCCAUCCGCAAAACGAGUGAAGCGGGGAAGCCUUCUGUGGCCCCCCAACCCCCUUCACGAAGUCGUCGCUAAUCCCGGAUUUUAUCGCUCCUCCCUCUAUCCCCUUGGGGGAAGAAAAAAAAACAAAACCCUCCCCAGUCCUCUGAACGCAUGCGCGGACGUCCCCCGCUGCCCUCCUGAGGGCCGGGCCAAAAGCGCGUGACGGGGCGCAUGCGCGGGACGCCGUGCUGCUCCUGGAGCUCGCUCGCCCGCUCGCUCGGCGCUGCCUCCGCGGCGACGGAGCCUCCUCAGCCGGCGGGGCCUGCGGGGACGGACCCCUCCAUCCGGGAUGGGCCGCGACCGCCGCCAUCGUCAUCAGCCGGGAUCGUGCGAGGCAAAACCCUGAAGGAACCGGGGGCGAGGUCACACCCGAUAUGACCGCGUGUGCAUCGUAGAAGCCCAAAGAAACAGCAAGAUGUCCGACUAACCGUUGUCCCUAACAGAACAGGAUGGGCUGUUCGCCACCCCUUGACAACAAAAUACGUGCCGUCUAGGAGCCUCGGUGCACAGCUGCUGGCUGGUUAUUUUCCCACAGGGCCAGUCUGGAAAACCAUGCAGUCAUCCGGGCACAGGUUGCGUGAAGUUGAACACCAUCCACUUCUUGCCGAGAACGACUGCUAUGAUUCGUCGUCAUCCGAGUGCGAUGCGGGAGAUCGCCUUUGGUUCAUCCGCGACAGCUGCGGGAUGGUCUGCGCGGUGAUGACCUGGCUUCUGGUGGUCUACGCUGACUUCGUGGUCACCUUUGUCAUGCUGCUGCCUUCCAAAGACUUCUGGUACUCCCUGGUCAAUGGAGUCCUCUUCAACGGCUUGGCUGUGCUGGCGUUGUCUUCUCACCUAAGAACCAUGCUAACGGAUCCAGGUGCUGUCCCCAAAGGAAAUGCUACAAAAGAAUACAUGGAGAGUUUGCAGCUGAAACCAGGGGAGGUCAUCUACAAGUGCCCCAAAUGUUGCAGCGUGAAGCCAGAACGUGCCCAUCACUGCAGUAUUUGCAAACGAUGCAUUCGGAAGAUGGAUCAUCACUGUCCGUGGGUAAACAACUGCGUAGGGGAAAGGAACCAGAGGUUUUUUGUGCUUUUUACUAUGUACAUAGCUCUGAUUUCAGCUCAUGCCCUCGUCCUCUGUGGGUUUCAGUUCUUUUCCUGCGUCCGAGAUCAAUGGAUUGAAUGCAGUAACUUCUCCCCACCCGUGACGGUUAUCCUGCUGAUCUUCUUGUGCCUUGAAGGGUUUCUGUUUCUGACGUUCACUGCUGUGAUGUUCGGCACCCAGAUCCAUUCGAUAUGCAACGAUGAAACGGAGAUCGAAAGGCUGAAGAGCGAGAAGCCCACGUGGGAACGGAGGCUGUGCUGGGAAGGGAUGAAGUCGGUCUUUGGGGGACAGCCGUCUCUGCUGUGGAUAAACCCUUUCGCUGGAUUCCGAAUCCGGAGACUCCUGUUGAUGAGGGCAAAGAAAGGAGCGCCUGAAUUUUCUGUCUGACCUGCCCAAUCAUGCUGAAACCCACACGAGGCGUUCGUUGUAUUUAUUGGGGGGCGGGGCGGGGGCGAGGCGGGAAAAAGCCGCAACCUGGGGCCAGUGGACUUUUAACAAACCUACCGAACAAACAUUUUGCUUGUAGCAAGCAGAGUUUUUAUACCUUUAUAACCUCCGACGUCUCGCUCUCGGAACGCGGAAUGUGGCCACGCCUGUCUUUCGUUGAGCAGAACGAACCAAACGCCAUGGGGAAAGGGACAGUUAACGCCGAGGAAGUCCAAAUAGCACCUCCACUGCGGUUACGUGAUUUUGGAGGAACUGCAUAGGCCUUUUUUUUUUUUUUUUUUUUUUUUGCGCCAGAUCUCUUCGUUAGGAGUCAGUGGGGUUUCCUCUUUUUUUCCCCCUUUGAUUUCUCCUCUUUUGAAAAGACUGUUCCUGGAGCCACCGUUGUCAAUCACGAGAUGCCGUUGUCAAUCAAGAGACGCCGUUGUCAAUCAUGAGACGCCGUUGUCACCCACAGGACAUGCUGGAAACGGCUAGCCGAACUCAAUCUCCGAAACGAGAUGUUUCGGGAUCGUGUCUGGGCGCCAUGGUGUCCCUUUUUCUCUUGGUGCCCCGACAAGUCUUGCGAUCUGUGUUAGGGUGGGUGAAUAGCUCACACGGCUUCUGAUUUUCCCACUAGAGGACCCAAAGCUUGCACAGGGUGAGGUUUCCAAUUUCCUCACCUCACCGGAUCAUUCCAUUUUAGGUUCAGUUCAGUGCUAAAUAGGAAGCAACCAUACGGACAAGUAUGUUUUAUUGUCCUCCGUUUAAGGGAAGUCCUUCUCUGCUAUUUGAGGAGGUCGAGAAUGAAUUUUAAAGGAAAGCAACGGAAGUCGAAACCUCUCAGUCAGCAAACUCUCCGUUGUCUCUUUCAUGUCACUGCACCGGGUCGUCGUCAAAUAGGCUGGCAGGUUUUUCAAAAUGUCCUCCCCACCCUCACCCCCACCCCUCCCCCGGGCACUGGAAGUGGUGCUAGGGACUCAGGAAACUGGUCAUUGGAAAGGAAGUCUCUUCUGAAGCUCAGCAGAAGUUAGUCUGGAAGGUCAUCCAUCAGAUGUUCCUCAAGCCAGUCCAUUUGUUUUUGAAAAAGCUGCCUUAGAUCCCAAGACUACAGGUAGCCCUUGACUUAACAUUUGUUUAGUGACCCUAGGCUGGCUGGGGAAUUCUAGGAAGUUGAACUCCAGGUGUCUUAAAAGUGGCCGAGGUUGAGAUACAUUGUAAGAAAGGAAGUUCCUUAAGAGGUUGAAAAAUGCUACAAUUAAGGAAAUACCCACGAAAGACAGGUGGGCAUUUAAUUCCACAUAGGAUUCAGAUCGAUCAUGAAAUUCCACUUGUUUCCUAAUGGUAAUUAUGCUUAAAUUUUGCUUAAAAGUAAAAAAAAGAGAGAGAGAGAUCACGCCCCCCCCCCCCGUGCAGCCUCCUUGUAACCAGAAGAUUCAGUACAACUCUUGAGUAUGUAUGUGUAUCCUGAUUUUUUUUAUAUAAAAAAAAACCUAGCUUCUUAACUCUAAUAGGGAUGAGUUCUUUUUGUUCUGUAUUGGCAUCGCAUGCUUCUACCCCCUUAGCUGGGCAUCUACAGAGGGCAGCAGGAGGAUACCUGCGUGAUGAAGGUGUCGCACGAAUGUUGGCGCUUAAUGUGCUUGUAUAUCCGAGGUUGAGAUACAAGUUCACCAGAACUGCAUUUGCACAACAAGACGUAUGGAUUAAGGAGGGCUUGGGGUGGACAACCCCGAAUCCAUGGUUGACCUCUCAGAGAAGAUUUUGACUUGAGUGAAGUUCUCUGGGUGUAGAUGAAGCAUUUGAGGGGCAGCAUGGUGGCUCAGCAGUCAAAGACGCUGGGCUACUAAGCUGGAAAGUUGGGAGCCCCGGUUUGAGACCCGAGUGCCACAUGAUGGGGUGAGCUCCUGUCCUCAUUCCAGCUCCUGCCAACCUAGCAGUUCGAAAGCAUGCGAGUAGAUAAAUAGGUACCACUUCGGUGGGAAGGAAACAGCGCUCCGUGAUGUCAUGUUGGCCACACGACCGCGGAAAUGUCUUCAGACAGCACUGACUCAAUGGCCUUGAAACGGAGAUGAGACAUGAGAAACCGCCCAUAGAGUCAGCAACAACUAGUGGGCUAAGGUUCUGCAGGAACCCCUUUUUAACCUUAGACAGAGGUAUGUGUAACGGGCUUAGACCCACAUUGUCAUCUUGAGUUGAAGGCCGUAGAGAGUGAGCCUUCAGACAAAGGUAGCUGGCAUUGGUUCCUAUCACUCGUAUUGGAUCUCUGUUCUUGUGGAUGACCCUCGCCUGAAAUCCAGUCUUCUCAUUCGCCCAUGGAUUUUGGCAAGACCAACCUUUGGCUCACCUCGCUGCUUGUUGUAUAGUGCCUUACCUUUUUGUGAGUUGGGUUGCAUGUUUAUAAGAGGUGUCCAUAGAGAGUGCUGUUAAUGUACGAGCCUUUGCUAACAUCCUUCCUGGGGCAUGUCAGCAUUUAAAAAUACUACAGAAAUGACAGAACGGAGGUGAGGAAGAAAAGAGGCACAACCACAGGUGUGUCCUUCGGUAUGUUUUCAAGGACGAUGUAGGUGUUUCUCCUUUUGCAAGCCAAAUCUCGUGCUGCUUCUCCUUUCUGAGAGAACUUGGUCUACCAGUAUGUCCACCAUGGUGUUAAGGUGGGCGCCAAUCCUCCCGUUCAGGCUAAUAAGCCUAUAAAGAUAUCCAUGUAUAUUUUCCCUGAUGUUCGGUUGGUACUGCCUGCCAUUUUUAACGUCUGCCAUGCAGAAGAAAUAUUGCCCGUUGCAAGUGACCAGGGCCUUAGUUAGGGGUAAGAUAAUUUAACAUUUACAGAAUCCGGCCAAGAAGUGCUUGGUACAUCUUAGCAAACUCUUCUCGGUCAUACAAACACAAUGUAGGCAGUUCAGUCUUAGUUUGAAGUUAAUCCUGGAGGGAAACCGCCAAUGGAAGAAAAUGCAACACAAGAUAGGAGGGGUGGGGGAAAAAAGGAGCCAGCUCAAGAUCAGUUGCGGUUUCAUUUCUGUCAUUUGAGAAUUAGGAAUAUCGACUUUUAAGGACCUCACUCAUAUAUAGGCCGCCUCUGGAGAUCAUGUUUUAAACAGCUGAUUAUGUCUCUGGUUUAGCAAAUAUGUGUGAGCAAUGGAUGGAAACGAAGUUCCUUGGUUUUCAGAUCCUCGUUCUGUUGUAAUUUUUUUUUUUUUUUUACAAAAAUGUGGAAUAAAGUUAACUGAUUGAAGC
This is a messenger RNA of Ahaetulla prasina, 5150 nucleotides long. It is a transcript of the gene ZDHHC7, whose product is annotated as zinc finger DHHC-type palmitoyltransferase 7. Gene Ontology annotation, molecular function: protein-cysteine S-palmitoyltransferase activity. Lineage: Eukaryota; Metazoa; Chordata; Lepidosauria; Squamata; Colubridae. Gene Ontology annotation, biological process: protein targeting to membrane; peptidyl-L-cysteine S-palmitoylation. The transcript has 8 exons. The coding region runs from base 963 to 1883 and encodes 306 amino acids. Gene Ontology annotation, cellular component: endoplasmic reticulum; Golgi apparatus. The record is from RefSeq and is a predicted model, not a curated record.